This is a messenger RNA of Panonychus citri (citrus red mite), 2128 nucleotides long. It is a transcript of the gene Trp1, whose product is annotated as translocation protein SEC62-like. The record is from RefSeq and is a predicted model, not a curated record. The transcript is spliced from 6 exons. The coding region runs from base 124 to 1467 and encodes 447 amino acids. Gene Ontology annotation, biological process: post-translational protein targeting to membrane, translocation. Lineage: Eukaryota; Metazoa; Arthropoda; Arachnida; Trombidiformes; Tetranychidae. Gene Ontology annotation, cellular component: endoplasmic reticulum membrane; endoplasmic reticulum.
CUUCUUGUUUGUUUCAAUUCCUCUUCAUUUCUGUUGCCAUUUAAGUUUUUUUCUCUUCGGUUAAAAUCAAUUGUUUUUCUCUAAUUAUUCUUUUUAAUUGUAUCAAUUUAUUGACUUAUAAUCAUGGCUGAAAGAAGAAGAGGUAAAAAGAAGAGAGAGAUUGAUGAGAUUGUUGAAGAUGACAAAUCUCAAAAAAUCGAAUUCGAGGUUGCCAAGUAUUUAAGAAGUAAACUACCAUCUAAAAGGACUACACUUUUAGGCCACAAAGUGGAUUAUUUCAUUGCUUCUAAGGCAAUAGACUGUCUUCUUGACUCAAAGUGGGCCAAAAAUGAUAAAGGUGAAGAUGCAAUGUUCACCACCAGAGAUUCUGUUGUAGGCUACAUGCAAAGAAUGCUUGUCCAUCAAUUUUUCCAUCGAGCAAAGCCAAUAAUUGUUAGUAAGAAAGAUAAUCGAAAACGUGGAGAUGAUCCUCCAGAAAGCUCCGCAGCCGAAGAUAAUCGAGAAAAGAAAAAGGAUAAAGUGAAAAAGGACAAAAAAGAGAAAGACAAAGAAGUCGAAAAGGACAAAAUUAAAGAAAAUAGUAAAAGCGAAAAAGAUGACAAAGAUGAGAAAGAUGAAUCUAAGGACACUGAAAAGGAUAAAGAUGAUAAAGGUGACAAGGAACUUACCAAUAAAGAAAGUAAAGAGAAAAAGGAAGGAAAAGAUGGAGAGCGAAAAAAAGAGAAAAAGAAAGUAAAACUUGACAUGCAUCUAGAGCAAAUAUUUGUCGAUGGAAAUCAUCCUUACGUUUGGAUAUACGACCCAAUUCCCGUUAAGACUUGGUUCAUUGGAGCAUUAUUUGUGAUUGCAGCUAUUGCUAUAUGUCUAUUCCCGUUAUGGCCUAAGCCCGUUCGUAAUUUUGUCUAUUAUUUAAGUUUAGCUGGUGCAGGAUUUUUACUCUUUGUCUUCUCACUUGUAAUACUCCGACUCGUUAUAUUUGUUAUAAUUUGGUUGUUAACUUUUGGAAAGCACAACUUCUGGAUCCUCCCAAAUCUUACCGAAGACGUUGGCGUUUUGGAAUCUUUUUGGCCAUUAUAUCAAUACGAAUAUAAGGGUAGUAAAAAGAGCGAAGAUAAAGAUGAUGGAUCAAAAGAGGAAGAUGCCGAGGAUGACAAAAAGGAGAAAACUAAAGAAAAGAAAGAGAAGAAAGAAAAGACUGAAGAAGAUCAAACAGGUGACGAAAGCAUAGUAGACGAUAAGAGGAGCGAUCGAAAAGGAAGUAAAACAACCGAGGAUGAGGAUGAUGAAGAAGAAGAGGAGGAAGAAGAAGAAGAAGAAGAGGUAGUGAGAACCGAGAAUGAGAUUACCGAUGAGGAUGAUGAAGAUGCUCCAUUACUGGAGGGUGACGAUGGUUCAUCUAACCCAGUAAAGUUUAACAAUGUUGAUGACAAUGGAUUUGAAAUACUUGAUGUUCAUGAAUCCAGUUGAUCAUGUAAAUGAUAAUAGAACAGAAAAUGGAGAAAAAGAAUUCUGUUAAAUUGUCUCUCAUACUAUCCAUCAUCUAAACAAUCAUCAUCAUCAAUUAUUCAUUUACUAUCUAAGGCAAAGUAACUACAAACCAACAUUUAAUGCAGCAUGAAAUCAAAACCCCAUCAAGAUUCAUCGGAAACACUCAUCAAAUUAAAUCAACAACAACAAAAGAAAACCAGUCAAAAAAAAAUUAACCUUCGGAUUGGAAAAUUGACAAAAUUUUAACAAAGAAAUCUCAUGUGAAAAGAAACAUCAUCAUCCUGAUCAUCUUUAUCAUCAACAUCUUCAACAACAGUUAUACACAAUUUAGUACUUUUUUGGGUUUUUAUGAUUUUCUUUCCUGAUCCAAACUGUAUAUUAUAUUUAAAUGAUAUAUAUAUUACAUCCUACAAGAAAAUGCUUUGUUCCCCAACAAUUAAAGAUAAUUGUUGUAGCUCAUAUUGAUUUAUGUAUGUAUAUCAUGAAAGAAAUGAUUUAGUUCCAUGUUGAUUGAGAUUAUCUGGCAAAAUGUGAUACACUAAUUACACAACCAAUUUAAUUGUACCAAGAGAGGAUUGAAAUGUUUUUACUAUUCUUUUAUAAAUGAUUCUAUUAAUAUUAAGACUGCGAAGCAAAGUUA